UUGGUUCUUACAUAAGACUGAGUGGACAGCCAGUGUGGAGGCAAGCCAUGUCUCUUCAUAAUAGUCAUUUUAGUUUCUCAUGAGAACCAUACUACAAAAAACACAAAAUUCUGUCCUUACCGUUAUCCCUCUGUGUGCUGGUUAAUACUGAGUGUCAACUUGAUUGGAUUGAAAGAUGCAGGGUGUUGAUCUUGGGUGUGUCUGUGGGGUGUUACCAAAGGAGAUUAGUGUUUGAGUCAGUGGGCUUCAAAAGGCAGACACACCCUUAAUCUUGUGGGCACAAUCUAAUCAGCUGCCAGUGAAUAUAAAGCAGGGAGAGAAACGUGAAAAACUGAGACAGGCCUAUCCUCCCAGUCUGCAUCUUUCUCCCGUGCUGGAUGCUUCCUGCCCCUGAACAUCAGACUCCAAGUUCUUCAGUUUUGGGAUUCUGACUCUCCUUGCUUCUCAGCUUGCAGACAGCCUAUUAUGGGAUCUUAUGAUCGUGCUUUCUUAGUUAAGCUGUCUUCCUGAGUUUGUUUGGAGCCACCGCGUCAUGGAUAAAGAACUCCCUAAAGCCGCUCCCAGAGAGAGCACACUGAACAUCAAGGAGCCUGACAAAGCCUUCAAAUGCAAGAAGCCCACCAAAAACGUGCUGAUCUUUUUAAUCGACAGACAACGGGGCAGGCCCAGAAAUGACAUCGACCUGUCAAGGUGGAUAUGGAUGCUGUCAUAAAGCAACUCCAGGGUGAAAAUGGCCUUGGACAAAAAAUCGUGGGGCUUAUGUGCUGAGACCUGCCCAAAAUAAACAUAAUCAGAACAAUAAAGUCAUCCCAUGU
Molecule: messenger RNA, 815 nt
Organism: Callithrix jacchus (white-tufted-ear marmoset)
Lineage: Eukaryota; Metazoa; Chordata; Mammalia; Primates; Cebidae
Source: RefSeq, a predicted model, not a curated record